Messenger RNA from Effrenium voratum, 297 nucleotides. NCBI's taxonomy places the organism in Eukaryota, Dinophyceae, Suessiales, Symbiodiniaceae. The record is from the annotation of a GenBank genome assembly.
AUGGUGCGCAUUGUGAACGGACAGGUGGUCGGCUCGGCCGGCUCGGCCGGGCAGAAGAGGCCGGGGCCGGAGUGGACGCGUGGCGCCGGAAGAAGCGAAAGCCCCGCAGCUGCCAGGGCGAAAGGGCCCCUGGACGUCGUGGCCGGCUUCUUCUGGUCGGUGGUGUCCUUCUUCGUGCUCUUCUUCCAGACCAUGUUCAAGCCAUCUGAAGGUGGCAGCAAGCGCGUAGAGGGCAAGUCGAGGGUCAAGACCAUCAACCCAGGAGAUGCACAGCAUUUCGCAUGGCUAUGGGCUUGA